Molecule: messenger RNA, 1278 nt
Organism: Ramularia collo-cygni
Lineage: Eukaryota; Fungi; Ascomycota; Dothideomycetes; Mycosphaerellales; Mycosphaerellaceae
Product: probable histidinol-phosphate aminotransferase
Exons: 3
Coding region: 1-1278 (425 amino acids)
Biological process (GO): L-histidine biosynthetic process
Molecular function (GO): pyridoxal phosphate binding; L-histidinol-phosphate:2-oxoglutarate transaminase activity
Source: RefSeq, a predicted model, not a curated record
AUGCCUUUCGAUCUUUCAAAGUGCGCAAGACCAAAUAUUCUGGCUCUCGAGCCUUAUCGGUGUGCACGAGAUGACUACAAAGAUGACGGCACCAACAUCCUGCUCGAUGCGAAUGAGAAUGCAUAUGGACCGGGACUGGCAUUGAACAACGACGGCAAACUUGUCAAUGGCUCUACGUCCAACAUCGAAAUCGAUCUGCUUGGGCUCAAUCGUUAUCCUGAUCCUCACCAGCACGAGCUGAAGCAGAUGCUGUGCAAUCUGCGUAAUACCCACGCCCACACAAAAAAGAACAUUACACCAGAGAAUCUCUUUGUCGGUGUUGGCAGCGAUGAGGCAAUCGAUGCUCUUCUGCGUGCAUUUUGUGCUCCUGGCAAGGACAAAAUCGUUACAUGCCCUCCUACCUAUGGCAUGUAUGCCGUAUCAGCGCAAGUGAAUGAUGUUGGUAUUGUCAAAGUUCCUCUUGAUGUGGAGAACAACUUUCGUGCUCAGCCUGCAAAGAUCAACGAGGUUCUCUCGUCUGAUCCAUCAAUCAAGAUGGUAUAUCUCUGCAGCCCUGGCAAUCCAACCGGCAAUAGUGUACGCAAGGAAGAUGUUCAAGCCGUGCUAGAACACCCCACCUGGAAUGGUAUCGUGGUACUGGAUGAAGCGUACAUCGACUUUGCACCGGAAAACUCCUCGCUCGCAGAAUGGGUGGCGGAAUGGCCGAACCUGGUCGUUAUGCAAACACUUUCCAAGGCUUUUGGCUUAGCAGGCAUCCGACUCGGUGCAGCCUUUGCGAGCCCUGAAGUAGCGAAGCUGCUGAACAGUCUGAAAGCUCCAUACAACAUCUCCAAUCCCACAUCACAGCUUGCCAUGCAAGCACUACAGUCGCAGAACUUGGCUGUCAUGCACCAGAACCGCGAGAAAAUUAUCUCUCAGCGGAACCGAGUGCUGGAGGGAAUGCCCAGGAUCAAAGGUGUAGGACGUUUCCGAGGUGGUAAUGAUAGCAACUUCCUUUUGGUGGAAAUGUGCGAUUCCCAAGGGAAGCCGAGCAACGAGGUAGCACUGCAAGUGUACGAGCGGCUUGCAGAGAGAAGAGGUGUCGUUGUCAGGUUCAGAGGCAAGGAGCCAGGUUGCUUCGGCUGUCUGAGAAUCACCAUUGGAACGGAACAGGAGGUGACGCGAUUUUUGAAAGAGAUCGAGAGCGUACUGAUCGAUGUCCAUGCGGGAACAGUCAGUGAGGUGUCAGGCAGAUUGGAGGAGGCAAAAGAACAGGAUGCCAACGGAAUCGUUGCGUAG